Cladophialophora immunda is the source of this 1080-nucleotide messenger RNA. RefSeq lists its product as uncharacterized. NCBI's taxonomy places the organism in Eukaryota, Fungi, Ascomycota, Eurotiomycetes, Chaetothyriales, Herpotrichiellaceae. The coding region runs from base 1 to 852 and encodes 283 amino acids. The transcript has a single exon. The record is from RefSeq and is a predicted model, not a curated record.
AUGAAGACUGCUGUCGUUGCUACCCUCAUCGGCUCUGCCUUUGGCUCUGCCAUCUCCACCUCGUGGGCCGACUGGACGACCACCACGACCACGACCACGACCACCUCGAAGCCGGCGUCUCCCACCAGCACGUUGUACUGCCCCAUCACCACCACCUCGACCGUGUCCUGCGGCGUGAGCGGCAAGGCUGACUCUUGCGUCACCAAGCCCGUCACCAUCUAUCCCACCGAUACUGCUUGCGAGGCUCUGUGGAGUGACUGGACUACCUCGACGACUACCACGACCACGACCACGACCACCAAGCCCGCUACUUGCACUUCGACCAUCACCACCUCCGUCUCUUGCGCCACCUCGUACAAGAAGGAGUCAUGCACCACCAGCACUCUGACCAUCUGGGAUUCGCUCCUCUGCAGCGCGUGGGAGGACUGGUCUACCACUACUACCACCACCAGCACGACCGUUGACCCGUGGAGCGACUGGAGCAUUGCAACGACCACGACCAGCAGCAAGCCCGUCUCUGUCACCAGCACGACCACCUGCGGUCCCAGCACCAGCACCUCCGUGACCUGCUCGACCAGCGGCUGGAAGACCGGCUGCUCCACCAGCACCAUCACCAUUGUUCCCUCGUGCUCUGCCGUGACCUGGGCCGACUGGUCCUCGACCUCGGUGACGCCCGUUGCCGCCGUCAGCACCAGCACCAGCACCCCCGUUGCUGCCGCUUCCACCAGCUGGGGCUAUGCUGCCUACAGCAGCAGCGCCCCUGUUGCCCCGGCCACCUACACUGGCGCCGCCUCGCUCCCCAAGGUCGAGCUCGGUGUCCUCGCCCUCAUGGGUCUCGCCGCUGCCUUGUAAACUCUUCUUGGAGGGCCGGCUUUUCUAAUUUCUAUGGCUUCUACCUGGCAAAGUUGGACAUACUACUAGCGCAUGUGGUAACGACGGAGAUGGUCCCAUGAAAAACAGGGAAAGAAAACCCGACUGCAGGUUUUGCAACACCGCUUUUUUUCUCUUCGAUAGUCGAUAACAUAAUUCUGUCAAAUGGAGCCUGGUUGAUCAAUCUCGAUGUUUGUCAGCUAGGAGUUU